ACAACAUCACCAUGAACUCCUUGAUCGCCGUCUUCCUUCUCGCCGCCGUCGCCGCCACCAACGCCUCCAUUAUUGGCUUGGGAGGUACCCUCGUAGGACCCAGCAACCCCGGCGCCGUCAUCAGAGGGCCCGCGAUUCAUAGUGCUGCCGUCGGCCCUGACGGCAGCCAUAUCUCAGCGGCCGCUCAAGCCGGAGCUCUCGCCGCCGCCCCCAUUCCCGGAGGCGUCGUCUCCGCCGCCGUAGCCCCGGGGGCCAUCGGCGUCGGACUCGCUCACCCUGGUGGCAUCGUCGCUGGGCCCGUUUUGGGGCUGGGAGGUCAUGGGUUGUUGGGGGGAGGGCUCUUGGGGCAUUGGUAAUUUAGCAGUCUUGUCUCUGUGUUCUCAUAAUA
Molecule: messenger RNA, 388 nt
Organism: Zophobas morio
Lineage: Eukaryota; Metazoa; Arthropoda; Insecta; Coleoptera; Tenebrionidae
Exons: 2
Coding region: 12-356 (114 amino acids)
Source: RefSeq, a predicted model, not a curated record